AUGGAUACUGGAUCAUCCGUGAGCCUGAUACAUCGGGAUCUGAAGGAGGAGUUACAAGUGAAAGGAUCCCCCCGACCAUUUUCUCUAGCGUGGACUAACGGCUCAAUUCAGGAUGAGCCUGAUAGCCAAAACGUUUCCAUUUCGAUAAAAAAUCAGGCUGGCAAAUUUAUAAACCUUGAUGGUCUUAGAACCGUUGAGUCCAUGGUACUGCCAAAACAAACAGUCAACGCGAUUGAACUGAAAAGAAGGUACCAAUAUUUGAGAGGCAUUGACUUGCCGAAUUAUCGUGAUGGUACUCCGAAGAUAAUAAUCGGAUUACCGCAUGCGCACCUAAUGUGCGCAUUAAGAACAAGGGCUGGCCGCUCAGGCGGACCUAUAGCUAUUCAAACCCACUUGGGAUGGGUGUUAUUAGGGGCAAAAGGUUCGCAUACUAAGCGAGCUAAAUUAUUUUCUUUAAUAGAAUCGAAGAAGAAGCAGGCAGAGGUAGAGGCUAAUAUGAAAGAUUACUUAUCAACGGAAGAAUUUGGUGUCAAAUUAGACUGCGCCCUACCAAAGUCCAAGGACGAAGAAAGAGCGCUGCAGAUCAUGAAGGAAACCUUUAGAAAAAGGGAAAAGGGCUACGAGAUAGGGCAACUGCGGAAGACGGAAGACAUAAAUUUGCCCGAAAGCUAUGGCCAAGCUUUGAGACGAUUACAAAGUUUGGAAAGAAAGCUGGCA
Molecule: messenger RNA, 717 nt
Organism: Anopheles moucheti
Lineage: Eukaryota; Metazoa; Arthropoda; Insecta; Diptera; Culicidae
Exons: 2
Source: RefSeq, a predicted model, not a curated record